Equus quagga is the source of this 1038-nucleotide messenger RNA. RefSeq names its product trace amine-associated receptor 6. Bases 1 to 1038 code for a protein of 345 amino acids. Gene Ontology annotation, cellular component: membrane. Gene Ontology annotation, biological process: G protein-coupled receptor signaling pathway. NCBI's taxonomy places the organism in Eukaryota, Metazoa, Chordata, Mammalia, Perissodactyla, Equidae. Gene Ontology annotation, molecular function: trace-amine receptor activity. The record is from RefSeq and is a predicted model, not a curated record. The transcript has a single exon.
AUGAGUGACCACUGGUCCCCCGCUGCAGUGGAGCAGCUCUGCUAUGAGAACGUGACUGGAUCCUGUGUGAAAACUCCCUACUCGCCCGGGCCCCGGAUCCUUCUGUACGGCGUCUUCGUCUUGGGCGCUGUGCUGGCUGUGUUGGGAAACCUUCUGGUGAUGAUUUCCAUCCUUCACUUCAAGCAGCUGCACUCUCCAACCAACUUUCUCAUUGCCUCUCUCGCUUGCGCUGACUUUCUGGUGGGGGUCACUGUGAUGCCCUUCAGCAUGGUCAGGUCCGUGGAGAGCUGCUGGUACUUUGGGCGAAGCUUCUGCACUUUCCACACGUGCUGUGAUGUGGCUUUUUGUUACUCUUCUCUCUUCCACUUGUGCUGCAUCUCCAUCGACAGGUACAUUGCUGUCACUGACCCUCUGGUCUAUCCCACCAAGUUCACGGUGUCUGUGUCAGGGAUGUGCGUCAGCAUCUCCUGGAUCCUGCCCCUUGUCUACAGCGGUGCUGUGUUCUACACAGGUGCCUAUGACGAUGGGCUGGAGGAAUUAUCCAGUGCCGUCAACUGUGUAGGAGGCUGUCAGACAGUUGUAAAUCAAAACUGGGUGUUGAUAGAUUUUCUCUCCUUCUUUAUACCUACGCUUGUUAUGAUAAUUCUCUAUAGUAAUAUUUUUCUGGUGGCUAGACAGCAGGCUAAAAAGAUCGAAAGUACUGGUGGCAAAACGGAAUCAUCGUCAGAUAGUUAUAAAUCCAGAGUGGCCAAGAGAGAGAGAAAAGCAGCUAAAACGCUGGGUGUCACGGUGGUGGCAUUCACGAUUUCAUGGUUACCGUAUAGUAUUGACUCAUUAAUCGAUGCCUUCAUGGGCUUCAUAACCCCUGCCUAUAUUUAUGAGAUUUGCUGUUGGGGGGCCUAUUAUAACUCAGCUGUGAACCCUCUGAUUUAUGCUUUAUUUUAUCCUUGGUUUAGGAAAGCCAUCAAAGUGAUUGUGAGUGGUCAGGUUUUCCAGGACAGUUCUGCAAGCAUGAAUCUGUUCUCUGACCAAAGAUGA